Miscanthus lutarioriparius is the source of this 213-nucleotide messenger RNA. Lineage: Eukaryota; Viridiplantae; Streptophyta; Magnoliopsida; Poales; Poaceae. The record is from the annotation of a GenBank genome assembly.
AUGGGUGACUGGGGCCCCGUGCUGAUCGCGACGCUCUUCUUCGUGCUCCUCACGCCGGGGCUGCUCUGCCAGAUCCCCGGCAGCGGCCGGGGCGUCCCGGAGUUCCACAGCAUGCGCACCAGCGGCUUCGCCAUCUUCGUCCACACCCUCCUCUUCUUCGGCUUCUGCGCCAUCUUCAUGGUCGCCGUCGGGGUCCACCUCUACGCCGGCUAG